Lactuca virosa is the source of this 2525-nucleotide messenger RNA. Lineage: Eukaryota; Viridiplantae; Streptophyta; Magnoliopsida; Asterales; Asteraceae. The record is from the annotation of a GenBank genome assembly.
AUUUUAUUCUAAAUUCCCCCCAAUUCAAUGUCGAUGGACUGCCGCGGACAAAGACAUUGGCAGUUAUUGCAUCAGCUUUUUCGGCCGUGAAGGACGCGUAGUAGUCCGAUGCCGACAUUACUUGUGAUUGGCAGAUAUAGGUGGUCAGAUGGGCUGAGUGCCGGUGCUGCUGGUAUGGAACUAUGCUGUUGAAGGGUACUUGGGUAGUGAAGGAGAACUACUCCGAUGGUGUCAUGAUGACCGGCGAUGAGGAAGCCGGUGUUUUGACCGUCUCUUUCAUGGCGCUUCACGUUGGGAUUCUUUACCACUUCCGCUACCAGCAAGCACACUUAUUUAGGAGUUUGGUACACCAGGAACUCCAACGAAAAAGUAUGGCAACUCUUGAAGACAACGGUAUGAAACUCGGGGUGGACCUUAGGACGGGGAGGAGCUGGAACUUAACUUCUUGGAUCAGCUAUGAAAUCCCUGAUUCGGGUGCUUUCACCCUGAGUUGGGAACCCACUGACAAAGCAUCUCAGAGAUUUGUGAUUCGAAGAGGAGGCCAACCCUACUGGACCAGUGGGAAUCUAAAUAAGCAAAGGUUUCCAAACAUGUUUCAUUUGAAUGGUCCAUAUGGCCGAUAUACGUACAAUCUCAGUUUUGUAUAUAAUAAAGAAGAGAGAUACUUCAGUUUCCAUGGUAUUAAUGGUGUUCAACCCAUUUGGGUUUUAAGUUCCGGUGGCUAUGUUCAUGAUGUUGAUAAUGCUGCAGUUUGGACUCCUGCAUUCUGUUAUGGGUAUGAUUCGGAUGGGUGUGUAGCAGAUUCUAAUACGCUUCAGUGUAGAAGCGAAAAUGAUAAACUUAGAUACUUGAAGGGGGAUUUUGAUCGACACAUGACAAGAAUGUCGUAUGAUAGUAAUACAAGCCUGAGUAUGAGUGAUUGCAUGGUGAGGUGCUGGAAUGAUUGCAACUGUGUGGGAUUUAUCACAAGUAGCAACGGAACUGCCUGUGUUACAUGGACCGGGAUCAAAUCAGUUGAUAUCUUUUCAAUCGAAACGCCAAUGGACUCUGCGGAAAAGUAUGUGUUACUUUCUCCAAAUCUGGGUAAAGGAAAUGCUAAAAUCAGGAUUUGGGCACCGGCUGUUGCUGCCAGUGUUUUACUUUUCUUUUGCCUUGGUCUAUUUUGGUAUCUUAAGAAGAGCAAGCUUAGAAGAGAAGAGGAAGAGAAACAAAAGAUAGAGGAUGAAUAUUUCCUGGAGUUGAUAGCUUCAGACAACUUCAAGGAUGCAAGUAAUCUCGAACGCAAUGGCAGAAAAGGAAGCGACUUAAUGGUGUUCAGCUUUGCUGCUAUAGUUGCAGCCACAAAGGACUUUGCAAGUGAAAAUAAGCUCGGACAGGGUGGUUUCGGACCUGUUUAUAAGGGGAAACUUAGCGAUGGACAAGAAGUUGCAAUUAAAAGACUUUCAAGGACAUCAGGACAAGGGCUUGUGGAAUUUAAGAAUGAACUUGUACUUAUUGCCAAACUUCAACAUACAAAUCUUGUCCGUAUUCUAGGUUGUUGUGUUCAUGGAGAAGAAAAAAUGUUAGUUUAUGAGUACAUGUCCAACAAGAGUUUGGAUUUCUUUCUCUUUGAGGAAACAAGAAAGGCGCUGCUAGAUUGGCCGAAACGAUGGAACAUCAUCGAGGGGGUCGCACAGGGCUUGCUUUAUCUGCAUAAAUACUCAAGAAUGCGAGUUAUUCACAGAGAUCUGAAAGCAAGUAAUGUUUUGUUAGAUGAAAGUAUGAACCCCAAGAUUUCUGACUUUGGUAUGGCGAGAAUAUUCAAGGAAAAUGAGACCCAUGCAAUGACAAAUAGGGUGGUUGGAACAUAUGGUUACAUGUCUCCUGAGUAUGCAAUGGAAGGAACUUUCUCAGUGAAGUCUGACGUCUUCAGCUUUGGAGUCUUGACCUUAGAAAUCGUGAGCGGAAGAAGGAAUACUACCUUCUCUCAUCUUGACAAGACUGUAAAUCUAAUCGGAUACGCAUGGGAGCUAUGGCUACAAGGGGAUGCAUUGGAGUUUGAGGAUCCAACGCUAGCCAAUAGUCAUGUCACACACAAAUUGUUGAGGACUACCCAUGUGGCACUUUUAUGUGUACAAGAAAUUGCAUUGGAAAGACCCGUGAUGUCGGAUGUGAUCUCUAUGCUUAACAAUGAUACGAUGUCUUUACCUGCCCCAAAACAGCCAGCAUUCUUGUUUGGUAGAACUAUAUUGAAGUCAACAUUAGCUGAAAGAAAGCCUCAGGACUGUUCUCUGAACAAUAUGACCAUUACUUCAAUGGAGGCUCGAUAGCAUAUCAUAGUGGUUUUUAACUAAUCGCUAGUGGUACUAAAAAAAUUGUCUUUAGAACUUAUCAAAAUUCUAUGAAAGUGUUUAAAAUAAUUACUUGGAUUUUUCCUGGGUGCUUUAAGUCAUGGGUUGGUCGCCAAACUUGUAUUUAAUUAUAUGUAUGCCGAACUUGGGCGGUGCAACCAAGAUCCUUGAUGGCCACAGUUGCUUUGAUGGUGG